AUGUCUCCGGGCCUCUGCCGGAGAAAAAUAAGUGUUGACCAUGGCCGCGCGAAUGAACGGACUGGACGAGGUCCGGAGACUGGAGAAGACGGUGCACGACGGCAGCGCGGCGCUGUCGCCGGCGGAGGCCGAGAUCCUGAGCCGCCACUCGCAGUCGCAGGCGAACCUGGGCGAGGAUCAGCUGGAGGCGGACCGGCUGGCAAGGGACCUGCCCGAGGUGAGCCUGCGCUACGGCGCGGGCCCGGUUCCGCCGGACAACAAGAAGGUGUUUUUCUUCGACAUCGACAAUUGUCUGUACAAGCGCUCCACCAAGAUCCACGACCUGAUGCAGGUGUAUAUCCACCGGUUUUUCAAGGAGCACUUGCACCUGAACGACGAGGACGCGCACGCGCUGCACAUGAAGUACUACAAGGAGUACGGGCUGGCGAUCGAGGGGCUGGUGCGGCUGCACAAGAUCGACGCCCUGGAGUACAACAAGGUGGUGGACGACGCGCUUCCUCUGGACAAGAUCCUGCGGCCGAACCCGAAGCUGCGCGAGAUGCUGCUGCGGAUCAAGCGGGCGGGCAAGGUCGGCCGGCUGUGGCUGUUCACGAACGCGUACAAGAACCACGGGCUGCGCGUGGUGAGGCUACUGGGCAUCGGAGAUCUGUUUGA
Messenger RNA from Ogataea haglerorum, 654 nucleotides. RefSeq lists its product as uncharacterized. The record is from RefSeq and is a predicted model, not a curated record. The coding region runs from base 1 to 654 and encodes 217 amino acids. Lineage: Eukaryota; Fungi; Ascomycota; Pichiomycetes; Pichiales; Pichiaceae. The transcript has a single exon.